Fundulus heteroclitus (mummichog) is the source of this 1610-nucleotide messenger RNA. Its product is annotated as rho GTPase-activating protein 22. The transcript is spliced from 2 exons. Lineage: Eukaryota; Metazoa; Chordata; Actinopteri; Cyprinodontiformes; Fundulidae. Bases 284 to 1468 code for a protein of 394 amino acids. The record is from RefSeq and is a predicted model, not a curated record.
CCUGCUUAAAGACCCACACACGGUCCCUGGUGGCAACACCCGCACCAUAACCUGUCCAACACUGUCUUCAAAGGCAGAGCAGAGAGGGGAGCAGCUGCUCCUGCACCUUCCUUCCUCCUCCUCCUCCUCCUCCUCCUCCUGGAGCAUCAAGAACCUGGCGCAGGGAAGCUCCAUGCCGGGUACACAAAUCCACAAUCCCGGUUUUUAAUCCCAGUUUUACCGCAGACAGAAAGCGGGAAGGGUCGUCCACUGCUCUCUGCAAGCCCAUGUGCCUGCUUGGACCAUGGAGCUGCCCUGUCUGCCGACUGAGACCCCCACCUCAGCCAGCUCCUGCUCCACGGAUCCCCUGUACGACAACUGCCCACCUUUUGGCCAGAGAGACAGGGCUAGGGAGAAGGAAACGGAGAACGGGGUUGUGUGUCCUUUAGUAACCAGACUCCCGGGGCCAAGCAGCCCUCUGCCCGGUUUGGUCCCAGCUCUGGCCGAGGUUCAGACCACGGUCGCUGGAGGAAGAGGAAGAGAGCCUGGCUCCUGGCCAGACCGCAGCUACUGCAGCUGCAGAGGGAGCCUGGGAGGACAGGCCUGGGAAUCAGAGCUCAGUUCUAGCAAAAACAAAGAAGGAGGACAACAGGGAGUUAACUGGCAAGCAGAAGAUGGGGCUUGUCGGAGCCAAAGCCCCUGCCCGUCACACGGCGAGGAGCAUCGCAGUGCUUUGUCGCUGUACGAUAACCUCACAGACACAGGAGCGCCAGACGGCUUCGUGGAGGUCUUCGACAUGGAGAUGAACUCGCAGGAGCCCUUCGAGGAGCACGCAUACACUUCCUGGGCCUCUGAACACAUGCGUGGACUGAUGCAGGGUGAUCCUCUGAGCAAAGAGAAGAACCUCUGGCCCCCUUGCGACAACCGACUCACUGAAGGUUGUUCUCAUAACCCGGACCAGUACCCAGACCAAGACGAGAGGCGGGAGCCGGAGCUGGACUCUGGAUCCUGCGUGCCGUCACUUCCGCAACAUCGCGUCAGGGAGGGUUCUCCGCCGCCGUGCCACGCAAAGCGCCAGGAUCCGUGGCUCCCCGCUGAAACCCAGCACUUGAAGGAGACGCCACUGUCUGUGAGGGUGCCCCCUCCUCUUCCCCUGGCUGACCCGUCUGCAAGUGCUCUUCGCAGCAUCCUGACGGGCCUCCAGCAGCAGAUCAUCAAGCAGAGGGAAGAGUACGAGGAACGAAUCAUCAGCCUGGAGCAAAGAAACGAGGAGCUGCAGGUGGAGGUUGUUCGCCUGAAGACGAAUCUCUCUCAGCAGCGCCACUGGUACCAGGUGGUCCAGGCUAAGAUAGUGGAGUCUGAGAGGGCCCGGGCUGCUGCAGAGCUCCGUAACGCAACCCUACAACGGGAGAUGGAUCAGUUCUUUGACACCUUCGGAGAGCUCAACAACGAGGCGAAGAAGACGGAAUACAUCGUCAAGAGUUUUUGAAUAAAGUUAAAUGUAUCAUGAUUGAUGACGUGAACGGUCUCUACAGACUAAAGAUGAGCUUUUCUUUGAAAUUUUAGUUUUCGAGAAAACAUUUUCUUCCCCGUAACAAGUGCAUCUCAAUAAAUCUGAUUAUUGAAAUUUU